Gongylonema pulchrum is the source of this 252-nucleotide messenger RNA. NCBI's taxonomy places the organism in Eukaryota, Metazoa, Nematoda, Chromadorea, Rhabditida, Gongylonematidae. The record is from the annotation of a GenBank genome assembly.
CCAUCCUAUGAGCUUUGCGCGCAAGUGCUUUCCUCGCAACCGGGUGCUGUACUUUGUCGUGUCGAUAGUGCUUGUGAUAUGAUCGUUUCGUUACGAAGUCUGACAAAUCGGGUUGAAACAGUGGUUGUUGGUAUUGAUGCGGAUUCACGAUUCUGGACAAUAAACGAGAAGUACAAAGGUAGAGUUUUCAAACUUUUGCUAAUGCACUCAGUCACUUUUUUACAGGCAGUUACUCGGCUCGGCCGCGCUUGA